CGCCGUCGUCCCCUCCCCGUCCGCCGGGUGCAGCCGGAGGUUGACAGGUCGAGGCGGGGAGGCGGCGGCGGCGGCACAGCCGGGCGCCCGAGACGGAGACUCCAUGGGGAACGCUCCGAGUCACAGCAGUGAAGACGAAGCGGCUGCCGCCGGGGGCGAGGGCUGGGGUCCGCACCAGGACUGGGCCGCGGACUCGGGCACGAUCUCCGGCUCGGGCCCCCCGGCACCGGCGCUGCCGCCCGCCGCGGCGCUGCUGGAGCCCGCCCGACUGCGAGAGGCGGCGGCGGCGUUGCGGCCCGCGCCGCCCUGCGAGUCUCUGGUGUCUAGACACCACGGCGCGCUGUUGCGCUGGCUGGAAGAGCGGCUGGGCCGCGGCGAAGAGUCAGUCACCCUGGAGCAGUUCCGGGAGCUGCUGGAGGCUCGUGGCGCCGGCUGCUCGGGCGAGCAGUUCGAGGAGGCCUUUGCCCAGUUUGAUGCAGAGGGCGAUGGUACCGUCGAUGCUGAGAACAUGUUGGAGGCCCUCAAGAAUUCCAGUGGAGCUAAUCUCCAGGGGGAAUUAAGCCACAUCAUCAGACAACUGCAGGCCUGUUCUCUUGUCCCAGGUUUCAUAGACAUCUUUUCAGAGUCCAAGGAGGGCCUGGGUGUGCACGCAUCCCUGAUCCUGCGCUUCCUGCACCGCAACCGGCUCUCCGGCACGGCUGUCCCCUGCCCCAUGCUGGACCACUGUGGGAAUGUGUGCUCCAUGAGGGCUUCCGUUCUGAAGGAGUCCUUGGAUCAGCUGCUCCAGAGAGAAAAGGAAAGUCCUGGAGAUCUAACCAGAAGCCCGGAGAUGGACAAACUUAAGUCAGUAGCAAAGUGCUAUGCUUACAUAGAAACAUCCUCCAACCCGGCAGACAUCGACAAGAUGACAAAUGGAGAAACGUCCUCCUACUGGCAGUCAGAUGGCAGUGCCCGCUCACACUGGAUUCGCUUAAAAAUGAAGCCAGACGUUGUGCUUCGGCACUUGUCCAUCGCGGUGGCUGCCACUGACCAGAGCUACAUGCCGCAGCAGGUGACAGUAGCUGUGGGGAGAAGUGCCAGCGAUCUUCAGGACGUCCGCGAUGUGCACAUUCCCAGCAAUGUCACUGGCUAUGUGACACUGCUGGAAAAUGCCAACAUCAGUCAGCUCUAUGUCCAGAUUAACAUAAAACGUUGUCUUAGCGAUGGAUGUGACACUAGGAUUCAUGGUCUGAGGGCUGUUGGCUUUCAGAGAGUUAAGAAGUCUGGGGUCUCGGUGUCAGAUGCUUCUGCAAUCUGGUACUGGUCUCUGCUAACCUCUCUGGUGACGGCGUCCAUGGAGACAAACCCUGCCUUUGUCCAGACAGUGCUGCACAACACGCAGAAGGCACUGCAGCACAUGCCUCCGCUUUCCCUCUCACCGGGAUCUACGGAUUUCUCGACUUUCCUGUCUCCCAACGUUCUAGAAGAAGUGGACAGCUUCCUCAUAAGGAUAACUAGCUGCUGUUCGACUCCAGAGGUGGAGCUGACUCUUCUGGCCUUUGCACUGGCAAGAGGAAGUGUGGCCAAAGUGCUGGGCUCUCUGUGUACCAUCACUGACCACCUGGACACACAGUACGACGCCUCGUCCCUCAUCUCCUCCAUGGCGUCUGUCAGGCAAAACCUGCUCCUUAAAUACGGUAAACCUCUUCAGUUGACCCUUCAGGCCUGUGAUGUCAAAGGGAAAGAGGAGAAGUCAGGGCCUGAAAACCUGCUCAUGGAGCCGUGGACGAGAGACGGGUUUCUUACAGAGACUGGAAAGACCAGAGCAAGUACCAUUUUUUCUACAGGAACUGAAUCUGCAUUCCAGGUUACACAGAUCAGAAUUAUGGUUCGACGUGGUGGCAUUGGUGCCCAGUGUGGGUUGGUGUUUGCCUAUAACUCAUCUUCUGAUAAAUUCCACGCAGAAGAACACUUCAAAAGGUUUGAAAAAUAUGACAAAUGGAAGCUUCAGGAAUUCAGGCAAUUUGUAAAAAGCAGGGUCGGUUGCUCAUCUGAUGACCUUGGAGAGGAUGACCCCAUUGGCUGGUUUGAGCUGGAAGAAGAAUGGGAUGAAGCGGAUGUGAAGUUGCAGCCCUGCAGGGUUGCCCAAUAUUUGAUGGUGAAGUUCCUCUGCACCCGUCAGGAGUCGGCAGAGCGCUUGGGCGUGCAAGGCCUUAGCAUCAGCGGGUACCUCCGGCCUGUGCGAGCCGAAGCGGAACAGCACGUCGUCUGUGCCCACUGCAGGAAGGACGGGGAGGAGAGCGUCUGUGGGGCCACCCUGCUCCUCAGGACACUUCAGUUCAUUCAGCAGCUCGCCCAUGACCUGGUGCAGCAGAAGGAAAGUGGCUUAAGAUAUAAAUCUUUUCUGGACUUCGCGGGUCUUGAUUUGCAGAUCUUCUGGAAUUUUUACAGUAAAUUAAAGCAAAACCCGAGGGAGGAGUGCCUCUGCGCCCAGACCCUGCUUCUGCGGCUCCUGCAGAGCUGCUUCUCAGUGCUGCAGAGAGACGGGCCAGCCGCUUCAGGGGGGGCACAGGCUCCCCGGCAGAGCCCGGGAGGGGCAGGGGCCGCCAAGGAGCUCCACACACACUUAUGCGACGUGGUGGACAGGGUGGACGGAGACUCUGCGCCCAUGGAAACAUUAAAACAAGAAGUCAGGAAUACGCUUCUCAAUGGGGCUGCUGUCUUCUUUCCCGACCGACAGACCCGGCGGAGCCAUCUCUUCGCCAUGAUGAAGAAUGUCACUGAGCAGGAGCACAAGCAGUCCCUGCAACUCACUUUCCGUUCACUGUGCACGUAUUUUAGUGAUAAGGAUCCAGGUGGCCUUCUGCUCUUGCCUGAGAAAGGUGACCUGGCCGACACGAACAGCAGUGAAGUGCUGGCGGUCAUGAGCACCCUCCUGUCCGUCGCUGCUCGAGAGUGUGGACUGCUGGUGCUCACGGGGGCCCACGGGGAGGCUGGCUCUGUGCUGUUCUCCCUGUUCUGGGCUGUCCAAGGCAGCCUGCUCUCCUGGUGCUACCUACAGCUGAAGAGCACGGACUCUGCAGUCAGAGGUGGUGCCGCUGACCUGAUUGACCAGUAUGUGGGACAGUUUCUGGCAAGCAUGAGAGCGAUUUUGGAAUCCCUUUUGUCACAGUAUAGUGGAAAAACCAUUGUAGAAAAAUUAUGUAAUUCAGUGUUUUCAAUGGCAGCCCGUCAACUGGUCAUCUUUCUGCUGGACUUCUGCACUUUAGACAUUUCUCAUUGCACGCUCCUGAGAGAGUUCAGUACGCUAACAGAGCUGUUGAGGCAGCUCUGUGCUGACCCGGAAGGAGUGCUGAAUAAGCUCGAUGCAGAGACUUGGCAGCAGGAAUGUCCCGUGGUGUUACAUACCUGGACAAAAGAGUCUGCCCACAACUAUGAAAACAAUUGCCACGAGGUGUCUGUCUUCGUGAGCCCAGGGGCAACCUACUUUGAGGUGGAAUUUGACGAGCGGUGUGAGACUGAGAAAAGGUAUGAUUAUCUGGAAUUUACCGACGCUAGAGGUGGAAAAACACGCUAUGACACCAAAGUUGGCACCGACAAGUGGCCUAAGAAAGUGACCUUUAAGGCCGGCCCUCGGCUGCAGUUCCUCUUUCACUCUGACAGCAGUAACAACGAGUGGGGCUACAGGUUCACCGUCACCGCCUAUGGCCUGCCCGACGUGGCCGUGUCCUGGGCGCUGGACUUACAACUGCUCGUUUCCCGGCUGAUGGGACGCCUCGCUGCCCAGUGCAUGGCGCUCAAGUCUGCGCACCAGUUUGGAAGUGACAUGGCAGUGCCUCCUGCAAAAAUGGCGUCGGUCCUGAACUCCCCGCUGUGGAAACCUGUCUUCAGGCAUCAGCUGAGUCCAGAGUUGGGAUUAGCAGCGAGCUGGCCCACUCCCCCACACCAGGAUAGUAAGGAGGUCAAGAACAUCCCCGACGACCCCUGCCACCACUUUCUUCUUGAGUUUGCACAGUCAGACCCUGCCCAGAACUUCUGUGGGCCAUUUUCAGAACUUUUCAAAGGAUUCAUACAGGCAUGUAGAAAACAGGCCCCAAAGACAGAUAUAGUUGCUGGUUCCGCUAUUGAUCAAGCUGUGAACGCCACCUUUGCCGCUCUGGUGUGUCGCACUCCAGGCUUGUAUGAGAAGCUGCAGAAAUAUGUAAAAAGUGGGGGCAACACAGCCCUGAGCGAGGAGUUUGCACAGGUGUAUUGCUUGGCAGAUGGGAUUCGAAUAUGGAUGUUGGAGAUGAAGCAGAAGUCCCUGAUAAACCUGGGGAAUGAGGCAGAAGAAAAACAUGGGUCAGAAGCGGCUGAGGUGAACCCCGAGAGCCUGGCAAAAGAGUGUAUUCAGAAGAGCCUCCUAUUACUAAGAUUUUUGCCUGUGGGAGUGAGUUCAAAAGAAAGCUGUGACAGGUUGGUGGCUGCAGAUGAAACGGAUCACCUCCAGCCACGGGACAAGCGCCCGAGGACGAGCUCUGUGGUGGAGGAGCAUUUCCAGGCCUCCAUGUCUCCUGUGGAAGCGGGCACCCUUGCUGCGGGCGUUGGGGGUCCUGGCUUGGAUGUGCAGCCGAAGCUGCCGCCCAGCAGCGGGCACCCUGCCGCUGAGGUGUCCUCUGCCGCCGCCGAAGAGCCCUCGUCACCUUCUACCCCCGCCCGGCGGCCUCCCUUCACCCGAGGCCGACUCCGGUUGCUCUCCUUCCGGUCCGUGGAGGAGGCGAGGCCAGCGCCCACAGUGAAGGAGAAGUACCCCAUGCUGAAGGAUGUCCUGGACUUCAUCAAGGACCAGUCCCUCUCCCACGAGAGUGUCGUAAAGGUUCUUGCCUUGAGGAGAGCCCAGGCACAGAGUAUCCUCGAAGUCCUGAGGAUCGUUCAGUAUUGCUCAGAGUCCCUCGGACAGCCUCACUGCUUCCAUCCACCAUACAUACUUUUCCUGUUGGAGCUUCUCACCUGCCAGAAAGAGUUUACCAAUUAUUUCGCGCACUUGGAGGGCUGUGGUGCACAUCUGCACAGAGAGAUUCGAGACACUUACUACCAGUUCGUUCUGUUUUUGGUCAAAGCAGUUAAAGGAUUUAGCAGCAUCAAUGACAGGUCCUUGCUGCCUGCCUUGUCCUGUGUGCAGACAGCCCUGCUCCAUCUUCUGGAUAUGGGCUGGGAACCCGCCGAUCUCACCUUCUUUGUGGACAUUCAGUUACCACAUCUCCUCAUGAAGAUGUCACAAGAAAAUAUAAGUGUGCACGACAGUGUGAUCAGCCAGUGGAGUGAAGAAGACGAGCUUGCUGAUGCCAAGCAGAAUUCAGAAUGGAUGGAUGAGUGUCAGGAUGGCAUGUUUGAGGCCUGGUAUGAGAAAAUAGCCCAGGAAGAUCCAGAGAAGCAGAGGAAAAUGCACAUGUUUAUUGCUCGCUACUGUGACCUGUUAAAUGUGGACAUCUCUUGUGAUGGGUGUGACGAGAUUGCGCCCUGGCACCGCUACCGAUGUCUGCAGUGCAGCGACAUGGAUCUCUGCAAGACUUGCUUCCUAGGUGGGGUGAAGCCCGAGGGCCAUGGAGAUGACCACGAGAUGGUCAGCAUGGAGUUCACCUGUGACCACUGCCAGGGUUUGAUCAUCGGCCGGAGGAUGAAUUGCAAUGUGUGUGAUGACUUUGAUCUCUGCUAUGGGUGCUAUGCGGCAAAGAAAUACUCCUAUGGCCACUUGCCCACCCACAGUGUCACAGCCCAUCCGAUGGUGACCAUCCGGAUCAGCGACCGGCAGAGGCUCAUCCAGCCUUACAUCCACAACUACGCCUGGCUGCUCUUUGCGGCCUUGGCUCUCUAUAGCGCCCACCUGGCCAGCGCGGAGGAAGUGGAAGGGGAGAAACUGGGUCCCCAGGACCGGGGCAGUGCCAGCGCCCUUCGGAGCCAGUGCAUGCAGCUUGUCGGGGACUGUCUGAUGAAGGCUCACCAGGGAAAAGGUCUGAAAGCUCUAGCUCUUCUUGGUAUACUGCCAGAUGGUGAAUCUGGUCCAGACAGUCGGGCCCCAUCGGUCACCGUGCCCGCCCACACACCAGAGGAGGAGAGAGCCGUCCGGGGUGCUGAGGACCCGUCCCACACAGGCCCUUCUGUGCCCUGCAGGGGCAAGAGAGAUGGUACUAAGGAAGUCGGACCUUUAGAUAGCAAGCAGAGAAGUAAGGCAGAUGAAGAAGGUGCGUCAGCUCUGAAGGGUCCUUCAUGCCAGACUCAAAUUUCAGACUCACCUGCAGAUGGUAGCACACUUGUCGGGCAUCCAGAUGCUGAAAAUAUAGUCGUGUUGUCUCAGAAGCCCAUUGAGGAAAAACGGGUUACUCCCAGCCCUGAGCAGGUGUUUGCUGAGUGUUCCCAGAAGAGGAUUUUGGGAUUACUAGCAGCCAUGUUACCUCCCUUAAAGUUGGACCCCACAGUGCCCGUGAUGCACCUGGAGCACGUCCUCCCACUCAUGUUUCAGGUUGUCAUCUCCAACGCAGGCCACCUGAACGAGACCUACCACCUCACGCUGGGUCUUCUUGGCCAGUUAAUCACCCGCCUUUUACCAGCAGAGGUGGAUGCUGCGGUGGUGAAGGUCCUCUCCGCCAAGCACACCUUGUUUGCAUCAGGGGACAGUUCCAUUGUGCCCGAUGGCUGGAAGACCACACACCUGCUCUUCAGCCUGGGAGCUGUGUGUCUGGACAGCCGGGUGGGCUUGGACUGGGCGUGCUCCAUGGCGGAGAUCCUGCGGUCACUCAGCGGUGCCCCACUGUGGCGUGAUGUCAUCGCCACCUUCACAGACCACUGUGUCAAGCAGCUGCCUUUCCAGCUGAAGCACACCAACAUCUUCACCCUGCUGGUGCUGGUCGGCUUCCCACAGGUCCUCUGCGUGGGGACCCGCUGUGUGUAUAUGGAUAACGCCAACGAGCCACAUAACGUAAUCAUCCUGAAGCACUUUACGGAGAAGAACAGGGCUGUGAUCGUCGAUGUCAAAACCCGGAAAAGGAAAACAGUGAAGGACUACCAGCUGGUCCAGAAGGGACAGGAGUGCAGCAGCUCUCAGGCCCAGCUGAGCCAGUACUCCCAGCACUUUGCCUUUAUCGCCAGUCACCUUCUGCAAGCCAGCGUGGAGAGCCACUGUCCCGAGGCGGUGGAAGCAACCUGGGUCCUGUCCCUGGCCCUCAAAGGACUAUAUAAGACACUAAAGGCUCACGGUUUUGAAGAGACUCAUGCGACCUUCCUUCAGACUGAUUUGCUGAAGCUGCUGGUGAAAAAGUGCAGCAAAGGGACCGGUUUUAGUAAAACGUGGCUCCUCCGGGACCUGGAGAUUCUGUCCAUCAUGCUGUACUCCUCAAAGAAGGAGAUCCACACCGUGGCCGAGCACACAGCCCUGGAGCAAGGCGAGCGAGGGGACCAAGAGGAGGAGACCGGAGGCACGGUCAGCAGCCCUGCUGAGCCGGAGCAGAAGAAGCCGGACCCCCUGGAAAGCCUGGAUGAGCCCACCAGGAUAUGCUUCUUGAUGGCGCACGAUGCGCUCAAUGCCCCUCUGCACAUCCUCCGGGCCAUAUACGAGUUGCAGAUGAAAAGGACCGAUUCUUUCUUCCUGGAGGUUCAGAAGAGGUUUGAUGGGGAUGAGCUCACCACAGAUGAAAGGAUUCGGACCCUGGCUCAGAGGUGGCAGCCCAGUAGGAGUCUGAGACUAGAGGAGCAGAGUGCCAAAGCCGUGGAUACAGACAUGAUUAUCUUACCGUGUUUGUCCCGGCCUGCACGCUGUGACCAGGCCACGGCUGAAUCGAACCCCGUGACCCAGAAGCUCAUCGCCAGCACAGAGAGUGAACUGCAGCAGAGCUACGCCAAGCAGCGGCGUAGCAAGAGCGCCGCCCUCCUGCACAAGGAGCUGAACUGCCAGAGCAAGAGGGCUGUCCGAGAGUACCUGUUCCGCGUGAACGAGGCCACAGCCGUCCUAUACGCCCGCCAUGUGCUGGCCUCCUUGCUCGCCGAGUGGCCUGGCCAUGUGCCAGUGAGCGAGGACACCCUGGAGCUCAGUGGCCCGGCCCACAUGACCUACAUUUUGGACAUGUUCAUGCAGCUGGAAGAAAAGCACCAGUGGGAGAAGAUCCUGCGGAAGGUGCUCCAGGGCUGCCGAGGGAGCAUGCUGGGGACCAUGGCCCUGGCUGCCUGCCAGUUCAUGGAGGAGCCCGGGAUGGAGGUGCAAGUCAGGGAGUCGAAACACCCAUAUAACAAUAACACUAACUUUGAGGAUAAAGUCCACAUCCCGGGUGCAAUCUAUCUCUCCAUCAAAUUCGACUCGCAGUGCAGUACAGAGGAAGGCUGUGAUGAGCUGGCCAUGUCCAGCAGUGGCGACUUCCAGCAGGAUCGACACACUUUCAGUGGGUCCCAGCAGAAAUGGAAGGAUUUUGAGCUCCCAGGAGAUACUCUGUACUACCGCUUCACCUCUGACAUGAGCAACACGGAGUGGGGUUACAAAUUCACUGUGACGGCAGGACACCUGGGGCGAUUCCAGACAGGGUUCGAGAUUUUGAAGCAGAUGUUGUCAGAAGAGAGAGUUGUGCCACACCUCCCGUUGGCCAAAAUUUGGGAGUGGCUGGUGGGUGUGGCUUGUCGCCAGACUGGCCACCAGCGAUUAAAAGCCAUCCACCUGCUUCUGAGGAUCGUCCGAUGCUGCACCCACAGUGACCUCUGUGACCUUGCGCUGCUGAAGCCGCUGUGGCAGCUCUUCACCCACAUGGAGUACAGCCUGUUUGAGGACGUGACGCAGCCUGGCAUCCUCCUCCCCCUGCACCGCGCCCUCACCGAGCUCUUCUUCGUCACUGAGAACCGCGCCCAGGAGCUCGGCCUGCUGCAGGAUUACCUGCUGGCCUUAACCACUGACGACCACCUUCUCCGCUGCGUGGCGCAGGCUCUGCAGAACAUUGCUGCUAUCAGCCUGGCCAUCAACUACCCAAACAAGGCAACCCGCCUCUGGAAUGUCGAGUGUUAGCCCCUGCUAUGGCGUGCAUGGAACUGGCCCAUCUGUCCACAAGGACUUUAGAGCAGACAUCUAAACUCAUUCAGGAAAAUGCCCGUGGUGUCCGUGCCGGCUUCUCUUGAGCUCCCGCUUCCACUCCAAGUGGAAUGCCAAACAGCCAUGCCUCCAAGAACUUGCUUCGUCCCAAGCUAGCACCUGCACGCACUGCAGCAUGUGAGAAAGAGCAGAGCACUGCAGAGCUAUUCAGGAGGGCAGGUUGUUCACAGGGUCUGACCCUGUGGAAGCCACAGCCCAGGAAGAGCUGAAAGGAGCUUCUCUGGAAAGGGUUCUGUCUCCGUGGAGCGGAGCUGCCUGCGCUAACCCUUCACGUGAAGAUAGAGUCAGCCCAGAGCUGCCCUCUCAGCAGGACCUGCAGCAGCAGCGGCCUGGCCUGGGAGCCCUUCCUUUGCUCUUGCUUCUUGAGACUGGGCAGUCCACAUCAAAGCUGGUGAGAGCUCGUCCUGGCCACCUGCUGGCCCCCAGGAAUGCACAUGGCCGUCCCACAGAAGUCCUCGGUGAGAACAAGUGCCCUUGGUCACAGCCAGUGGGCCGUCCGUGUGCAUUGCUCCUGCUCUGACUCCCAGCACAUCUGCGUUUAGUUGUUUUCACAUAUUUCAGUUUCUACCUGACGUUUUUAGAACAGAACCACAUGACUCCCCCGCGAGGCCUCAAGGGGUGCCCAGUGGAACGGUCAUUCGGGGGAGACGCUGUUCGCGUGAAAGCUUCUGUACUUGAAGACUUGAAAUGUUAUCAGACGAGAUCUUAUUUUAGAAGUAAAAAAAAAAAAAAAAAAAAAAAAAAAAAACAAACACCAAAAAACAAAGAAUAUAUGAUGAUUUUAUUUCUUCUCCGUGGUCACGGUAACCCGUCGCAUCCACCUCUGGGACUCUGCGUGCUUGCUUGGCUGUCAUUGGUCUGGCAAGAAUGCUGUUUUCCAUUCUUUUUAUGGUCGCAGUCUUGCCCUGGCGUGCUGAUGAUGAUUCUCUUUCCAAAGCCAUGCUUUGGAGUGUGAGGCUGGGUUGGCACGUGGGACUCGUCGGCGUGAAGAGCGCCUCGGCAGCUGCCAUUUCAGGACGCCGUCUGGGCCCGAGCACGUCCCCCGACGCGGGGCACAUGGAAGGCUCCUCACAGCCAGGGCCAAGCUGAGCAGGUCAGCACCGGCAUGUGACCGCUGGCUGCAGGGGUCUGGCUUGGAAGGGCCCGAGACUGCAGGUCCCAGGAGGGUCUUCCUGCAGAAGCACUCUUGCCUUCUGGGUCAGGAGGCCGAGCGGCAGCAGCCUCCUGCAGCCCUAGAGCUCAGUUCUCAGUCAAGCCCCCAGGGUGCACGAGGAGCCAUCCUAUGAGGGACCAUUCAAAGGGGACAGGGGGCAGGUCCUGGAACUUGGUGACCCAAGGCCCAUUGCCCUGACAUCAACAAGGCCCAAGGCCCUGGGCCCGGUCCGGUCCCCCAUGGUGUCGGGAAGCAAGCAGGCUGGUACUGUGGCUUGGUGGAAACCUGUUCUCACCUUCCGCUCUGCCUGCACCCCCAGAGAAGGCCCCACUCCGUGCCACCCAGACCCAGGUAGGUCUCGCAGUGCAGAGGGAGGUCACAGAGCAGGUGUCGGGGCCCCGACUCUGACCGGGGUAGGGGGGCGGCCUGGAAGACAGCACAGUGCACUCACCCCUUUACCUUGCUGCCAUCCACAGCCCUGAUGGCCCGGACUGACUGACCCAGGCAAGACAGACAGGCAGGGCAGGGUCACGCCUCUGGGGGCCGUCACCACCAACUUUGCUCUCCGUCCUCGGGAGGCCGAAUUGUAAAUAACGCCAGCCUCGGCCCGCUGCUGUCUGUCCUCGCCCUGGCUGUUCUGGUCUCUCUGCCCACUUUGCAUAGAGCGAGCCCAGGUUCUGCUUCGCACGCAGCUGCCGCUCUCUCCUGCUCGCCCCACCGGCCCGGCCGCCUUGCAUCCCACCCGGUCGCCACCAAGGAGCCGACGCCUCCGAGACCAGCCUCCCUUUGAGCCUUCUCCGAGGCAGAGUUGCCAGGCAGGAGCUAAAACCGACGAGAAUAAAGGUGUCGUGAAAACAUGUGCCUGAUCCAUAAAGAGAUUCUGACCCAAACCGUAUAUAUUGUACAAAUGGACACUGUUCCUAAUGGGAGGGGUGACUUAUUUUCAUCAUCGUUUUUAAUUUGUUUUCUUACGGGUUUACGAUUUUGAAUUUUUCCUAUUUGUUUGAAAGAAAGAAUUUUGAUUAUAUCAAGCUGAGUGAGUUCAGCCUGUAAAAAGGAUGUUAAGUUGUGGGUAAAAUAUGCAAAUGAAGAGAAAUAUAUUGUACAAAUUCUAUACAAAAAA
Callorhinus ursinus (northern fur seal) is the source of this 11358-nucleotide messenger RNA. RefSeq names its product zinc finger ZZ-type and EF-hand domain containing 1 (gene ZZEF1). Lineage: Eukaryota; Metazoa; Chordata; Mammalia; Carnivora; Otariidae. Gene Ontology annotation, molecular function: zinc ion binding; calcium ion binding. The record is from RefSeq and is a predicted model, not a curated record.